CCGCGGCGCGAGGAGAUAUUGACGUAAGGGCACCGUGGCUGCAUCACAGGCCUGCACAAGCUCACCACGUCGCCCGUCAACUGAUUUGAUCCCGCCAGCACCGCAUUCUCUCGAGUUUUACCUUGACCGCUUCACGAUUCCACGGCCAUCUAAGAUAGCACGCAUGGCCUCGUCUGCCGCCGCGAAGGCGACGUGCGUUGACCACGCUGUGCCGUAUCGUCAGCGGCUUUCUCGUAGCGAAUUGCCUCCCAAUACUCCACCGUUGGCGGUGAGAUGGUUCUUUGCAACAGAUAUUCCAAAGACAAAGCCGUUUGUCGAGAAGGACUGGAAACCUCCCAAGCCGCCGUCCAAGUUCGUCCCGUUCUCGGCCACCGACUCGCGCAAUAUCGAGGCUCUAUACCAGCGGAACCCGACAAACGUGUCUGCCGACCAGGCCUCCGCUGGGACGUCGAUUGCCGAUUGCGAGUCAGAACUCGACACGGUCGCUGUGAACGAAGAUCGGCUGUUUAAAGUCGACAUUCGGAAGCGCGAGCUGUCGCCGAUAUACUGGGCCGGGCCGACGUACGACGUCAGACGGGGCACUUGGUUCUAUGCUGACAGCAGCACGCUCAAGCCUUGCGAUGAGAAUCUGGCGAAUCAGAUUGAGGAAGGGUAUUUGAAGAACCAACCAUUCUGUAAGCCAGUCACACCACCCUCGACAGCGACCGAGCCAGCGGGUGCAGAUCUCUCUGUGGACAAGAGCACUGCUGCGCCAACUCAUGAAGGACAGACUGAACCAGCGCGUGAUUCCGCUCGAGCUACUACACAGCAACCGCAGUCCUCUAUAAUCCCCGAGGAAGCCCAACACGAAUCCACAGAUAAAGCUGGCGGGAACGGAAAGCGAGCACGGACUGCUCCAUUCACAGACUCUCUCACGAGCGCAUUCACCUUCCGCACCAGAUCUAAAUCUCCGGCGUCCAAGAAAGACGGAAGCUCUACGGUCCAACCACUGACAGAGACAGGGGAUGCCAAACAUUCUCGCACGACGUCGUCGGCUGGUAUCCAACCGACGCUGCUAACAUGGCCGCUAUACGGUCCGCAUAUGGGAAAAUACGUGAUCUACUCGACUGAUGCGAGCACGGCGUGGAUCAUCAGUGACGAUUUUUAUGGCAAGUUCUCGUCGACUAUUUAUCAGCGACUCACGGCGGGAGCGAGUAUGGGAGGCCUGAAGAUCGUGCGGGGGUGGUCGAAUGUUCGAAACAAAAAGUCAGCAGCGGCAGCGCCGACGACGAGCAAUGCCGGUACGUCGACGGUGGCAGAAGGAGUUGCGAGUUCCUCGCCGCCAUCUUCAGGACAAGAAAAGCCGAUACUGAACAUGGGAGGAGGUACGCCCGGCGAAGCGGCAGCGCAGUUGGUAGAGGCGCUGAAGUCGCAGCAUGAGAAGGAGGUUAAAUCGUCAGAGACUGAGGACGGGCGCGAUAACAAGAUUUUGGAAGAUCAGAUGGAGCAAGACUAUGCGCGUGACGAAGAAGAGGACGAUCAGAACCGGGAGAUUGACCACGUCGUGUUGUGUGUGCACGGUAUUGGCCAGAAGCUGGGGCAGAGGCUCGAGAGCGUGAAUUUCGUGGGGGAUGUGAAUACGUUCCGCAAGACGAUGAAGGCGGUGUACGCGUACUCGCCCGACUUGCAGGCACUGAAUGGAAUCGCGGGAGGCGAUUCGUCAAAGCCGAAUUCAAGGAUUCAGGUACUACCGGUGUGCUGGCGGCACAAUAUCCAUUUCGGGCUGAAGCAGGAGUCAGAGGAGGGUAGUGGUGCGAAGGAGCAGGAUAUUGGGAGGAUGGAUAGUCAGGUUAGUGAGGCGACGGAGGAGGAGGAUGCGGCGUCGCUUGCGGACAUCACUAUUGAUACUGUUCCUGCGUUGAGAGGUGUGAUAUCAGAAGUUUUGCUCGACAUUCUUCUCUACUACCAACCCGCGUAUCGAGAGCGCAUCAUGCUGAACGUCGUUGCUGAAUGUAACCGCAUAUAUCGCCUUUUCCAGAAAUGGAACCCGACAUUCAAUGGAAGAAUCAGCAUUGCAGGCCACUCGCUCGGCUCCGCUAUUGCCUUUGACGUUUUAUGUCGCCAGCCGGAUAUCAUUUCUUCUACCGCAGCAGCCGGGAAGAGCGGUAGCCGGCGGUCCGAGGCGAAGCUUGCACUGGAGUUCGAGGUCGACUCGUUCUUUGGGCUGGGUAGUCCGGUCGGGCUGUUUCAGAUGUUGAAGGGCAAGUCGAUUGCGCCGCGGUCGGUGAUUACGGAGAAAGAUGGGGAGACGGGCGGGAUGCUGUCGCCGCUCGAUUACGAUCUCGACAAUCCGUUCACGGGACCGAGUCCAUACGACGUCAAAGCGGGCGGGCAGGCAAUCUCGCGCCCGCGCGCAGAGGAUAUUUACAACAUCUUCCACCCCGCGGACCCGAUCAGUUACCGGCUAGAACCGCUGGUUGUGAAGCGGAUGGCGUCGCUAAAGCCGCAGCCGAUCCCGGCGAGCCGGCGCGGGCUGAACAGCCAGAUUGCGAACCUGGCGGAGCUGACGUCGAGGGUUGCGCAGAGCGCGUCGAAUAUGUGGAGUAGCAUGGCGUCGGGGCUGGCGAGUACGAUUCUGAACAAGUCGCUUGGGUAUGAGACCUCUGGGAUGGUGGGCGAGGGGCAGACUAUUGCGGCGCAGAACGAAGCUGCUGUUGCUGCUGGUGCUAAUAGUGCUACGGCUACGACGACGACGACGGCGGCGGGAUCGGUAGGUGCUAGCGGCAGCAAUAGCGCGGUGGAUGCCAACAUCGCGAUCGAGACGCUGUACUCGCGUUUCCAGCGGGAAAGCACAAAGGUCACGAGCGAGGCCGACGCGCAGCUCAAGACGCAGCGCGAGACCGAGCUGAUCCACGGGUUGAACUACACGGGCCGGAUUGACUUUGCGUUGCCGGAGGGGUAUAUGGAUAUUACGAUUCUGUCGUCGCUAAGCUCGCAUCUGGGGUAUUUCAAGGACGAGGACGUGGCUAAUUUUGUGAUGGGACAGUUGCUUGCGCGGCCGUAUCCGAAGAGGGUGAAGAGUGAGAGAAGGGGGAAGAGGUAGUUAUAACCGCGAGGUCGAUCUUGAGCGACCAAUCUUAUCAUACAAAAUGAAAAGGGAUGAUUUUCAUUAUGUGCUGGACAAAGAAUGUGUGGAGUGUGGGGAAUGGACAAGCAGGCGCACGGUCAUCAUCAUCUCGGUCGCUUAUCGCUUCUGUUUCAAUUCGAGUUCAGUGUCUAGACUAGAGACA
Myxozyma melibiosi is the source of this 3269-nucleotide messenger RNA. Its product is annotated as DDHD domain-containing protein. Gene Ontology annotation, cellular component: cytoplasm. Bases 164 to 3082 code for a protein of 972 amino acids. Lineage: Eukaryota; Fungi; Ascomycota; Lipomycetes; Lipomycetales; Lipomycetaceae. The transcript has 3 exons. Gene Ontology annotation, molecular function: glycerophospholipase activity; metal ion binding. The record is from RefSeq and is a predicted model, not a curated record.